Molecule: messenger RNA, 1590 nt
Organism: Pochonia chlamydosporia 170
Lineage: Eukaryota; Fungi; Ascomycota; Sordariomycetes; Hypocreales; Clavicipitaceae
Product: T-complex protein 1 subunit beta
Exons: 4
Coding region: 1-1590 (529 amino acids)
Biological process (GO): protein folding
Cellular component (GO): cytosol; chaperonin-containing T-complex
Molecular function (GO): ATP-dependent protein folding chaperone; ATP hydrolysis activity; ATP binding
Source: RefSeq, a predicted model, not a curated record
AUGUCUUUCCAGCCAACGCAGAUUUUCGAAGAGGGCACCACAGAGGAGAAAGGCGAGAAUGCGCGUCUCGCCGCCUUUGUUGGUGCCAUUGCUGUUGGCGACCUGGUGAAGAGCACCUUGGGUCCCAAGGGAAUGGACAAGAUCUUGCAAUCAGCUUCCACUGGCGAUAUUAUGGUCACCAACGAUGGCGCUACUAUUCUCAAGUCGAUAGCUCUUGACAAUGCCGCUGCCAAGGUGCUAGUAAACAUCUCCAAGGUCCAAGACGACGAAGUCGGUGACGGUACCACCUCGGUGGCUGUUUUGGCCGCUGAGCUACUUCGAGAAGCCGAGAAGCUGGUCGACAAGAAGAUUCACCCCCAGACCAUCAUUGAAGGCUACCGGAUAGCCAGUCAGGCUGCCUUGAAAGCUCUCGAGGAAUCAGCCGUUGACCACAGCAAGAGCCCCGAGGCUUUCCGUAAAGACCUUCUUUCCAUCGCACGAACGACCCUGAGUUCCAAAGUCCUGGCUCAAGAUAGAGAUCACUUCGCCACCCUUGCUUGCGAUGCUGUCCUACGACUGAAGAAGUCGUCCGAUCUCAGCCACAUCCAGAUUAUCAAGAAGGCUGGUGGCAAGCUCAGCGAGUCAUACCUUGACGAGGGCUUCAUUCUGGAUAAGAAGAUUGGUGUUAACCAGCCCAAGCGGUUAGAAAAGGCCAAGAUUUUGGUAGCCAACACAUCUAUGGAUACCGACAAGGUCAAGAUCUUUGGAGCUAGAAUGAAGGUCGGCGCCACCAGCAAGCUUGCCGAGCUAGAGAAGGCUGAGAAAGACAAGAUGAAGGCCAAGGUCGACAAGAUCAAGGCUCACGGUAUCAAUUGCUUCAUCAACCGCCAGCUCAUCUACAACUGGCCGGAGCAACUGUUUACUGACGCCGGCAUCAUGUCCAUUGAGCACGCCGACUUCGAUGGCAUCGAGCGUCUGGCGCUUGUCACUGGUGGUGAGAUUGCGUCGACCUUUGAUCAUCCGGAGCAGGUCAAACUGGGGCAGUGUGACUUGAUUGAGGAGGUCAUCAUUGGCGAGGAUACUCUGAUCAAGUUCUCUGGUGUGUCUGCUGGAGAGGCAUGCACCAUUGUCCUGCGAGGUGCCACUGAGCAGCUGUUGGAUGAGGCCGAGCGCAGUCUGCAUGAUGCUCUGGCCGUCUUGUCACAGACUGUCAUCGAACCUAGAACGACAUUGGGAGGCGGAUGCGCUGAGAUGGUUAUGGCCAAGGCUGUUGAUGGUGCUGCUACUCGCGUUGAAGGCAAGAAGCAAUUAGCUGUUUCCAGCUUCGCCAUCGCAUUGCGACAGCUUCCUACCAUCCUUGCAGACAACGCUGGUCUCGAUUCAGGCGAUCUUGUUUCAAGGUUGCGAAAGCACAUUUACGACGGUCUUUCUACGUAUGGUCUGGACCUUUUGACUCCUGGCGGUGGUGUUGCCGACAUGCGAGACCUUGGCGUUAUUGAGAGCUACAAGUUGAAGCGAGCGGUUGUGUCGUCAGCCAGUGAAGCGGCCGAGCUUCUCCUUCGAGUAGACGACAUUAUUCGAGCUGCGCCUCGACGGCGGGAGCGCAUGUAA